GCCUUGGCAGAGACAGCCCAUUGGCUGUAAUUGGUGUCGUUUAACUUUGGGAACUUCACGAAAUCCAUGCUGGCAACUAAACAAACAAAUGCUCGGCCUUGACAGCCUUCCACAGCGCUCGCUAUCUGCUGAAUAUAAGAAAAUGGCUGGCAGCUCAGUUCCUUAACUCUUUGCCUUCCAGCCCUCAGACAGUUUUAGCUGCUCUUCUGGAUAACUGCUCACAGAACAGCUAUUCACUCAAAUGCACAGGCAGAUCCUGAGGCGCACUCUGGGCCCAUAACCCUUGGUAACAAGCCUUUUGAUGUUAUGCAGCGCGUGAGGCAACAUAUCAACGUUUCAUGCCAGAUUUUCCACCUUUGUGAUUGUAGUCAGAAGCUUGUGAGCUGGAGAAAUACCUCUCCCUUUUAUGAGCAAAGAGACACUGUAAUUUUCUCUCAGAUGAGAGAGGUGCAAAACGACAUGUUGCCUCACACGCUGCGUAACAUCAAAAGCUUUUUAACUGCUAUAUCUUUGAAUAGGAUUUAGGCCAUUGUGUUUUUAUGGGUGCCUAUUGAAUAGUUUUAUAAGGUGCCUCCCAUCUGAAACUGGGAGAAAACGGGCAGAAUUCAAAUUAAGUGGCAUCUUCUUGGCUGCUUUGUGAGCAGAAGGCUGGGAUAAGUACAGUAGUCCUUCUGCCUGAUCUAUCACAGCUUCUCUUACUUUCUCUUUCAGAAUCUGGUGACUCUUGAGAAGGUGAAUUUCAAGAAGAAGGAGAGAGGGAUCUGCCAGAACAAGAAUAAAAGGCCUAUGAGGCAUCAUGGAUGAGAACUCUGCAAUAGCAUCCUCUUUGGGAGCUAAUAUACAGGAAAUUGAGAAUGAAGAAAAGCCAGGACAAAUUUUAUUGAAAAAAGACUGCAGUGAAGAGGACACAAAGCAGAACACAAAACCAGAGGUGAAACAGAAGAGAAGGAACAAAACCAGUUCCCAAAAUGACUUCAAUGAAAUUCCAACCCAGGGAAAAAUAGACAAAGGAAAGGAAAGUACCCUCUGCCUCCUGUGUGGGAAAAACUUUCGUUGGAAAUCAAGCCUUGAUCUUCAUAUGAGAACUCACACAGGAGAGAAACCAUAUAAAUGCCUUGAGUGUGGAAGGAGCUUCAGUCUUAGCAAAAGCCUUGCUUCUCAUCAAAGAAUUCACACGGGGGAGAAGCCAUUUCAAUGUUUGGAGUGUGGAAGGAAUUUUCGUUGGGCUGAUUCCCUUGCAUUGCACCAAAAAAUUCACACAGGAGAGAAACCAUUUAAAUGUUUGGAGUGUGGAAAGAGCUUUAUCACUAGCAAAUACCUAACUUCUCAUCAAAUAAUUCACACAGGUGAGAAACCCUUUAAAUGCUUACAAUGCGAAAAGAGUUUUAAUAGGAGAGAGACCCUUAUUUCACAUCAAAUAAUUCACACAGGAGAAAAACCGUUCCAAUGCCUUGAAUGUGGAAAGAGGUUUAAUCGGAGGGAUGGCCUUAAUUCACACCAAACUAUCCACACAGGGGACAAACCAUAUAAAUGUUCAGAGUGCGAAAAGAGCUUCAGCAAGAGCACAGACCUAAUCUAUCACCAAAGAAUCCACACGGGAGAGAAACUUUACAAAUGCCUGGACUGUGGAAAGAGUUUCAGUCAGAUAUCAAUCCUCAGUACUCAUCAAAGAAUUCACACGGGCGAGAAACCAUAUAAGUGCUUAGAAUGUGGAAAGAACUUCAGGCAGAAAUCAAGCCUUGACCGACAUGAAAGAAUUCACACUGGAGAGAUGCCCUAUACAUGUCCAGAAUGUGGAAAGAAGUUCAGACAGAAAUCAAGCCUUAGUUCACAUCAAAGAACACACAGAGAAGAAAAGCCUUUCAGAUGCAUGCACUGUGAAAAGACUUUUAGAUGGAGAACAAACCUCAGUUCACAUCAAAGAAUUCAUACAGGAGAAAAACCAUAUCGGUGUCUGGAAUGUGGUAAAAGCUUCAGUGGAAGUACCCGCCUUAUUUCACAUCAAAGAACCCAUACAGUUUUAAAAGCAGUAACAAUUCUUGGACCGUAGCAAAUCAAACCUUAAAGAAUUCACAUAGUUAAGAAAGUAUAUUUCCCUUUGUAGUGUGGGGAAUAGCCAGUGUGGUUUAGUGAUCUGAGUGUUGGACUAGGACUCUGUAGAGACCAGGGUUCGAUUCCCCACUCACCCAUGAGUCACAUUUUCUGAGCCUCAGGGGAUGGCAAUAGCAAACCCUUUUGGAAGAAACUUUUCAAGAAAACCCCAUGAUAGGUUUGCCUUAGGGUCACCGUAAUUCAGAAAUGACUUGAAGGCACACAACAACAAUACAGGUAAAAAUCAGCCAAUUAUAGUCCAGAAUAAAAAGUUUAAUUGUGUUAGAUGUGGAAACCUCAGAGUUGAGUCCCAGUCCUUAAUUCUUUCAUGUUUAGGAUUCCCCUGUUGCAGCUAAAUUAGGUAUUCUCAAAUCCAGGAAACUUACGGUAUUUAUAAGAUUGUUGGAGGGAGCACCAGUACUCAUAGAUACCUAAGUCCUAAAAUUGAAUCAAAAAGCCCCCUUCAUAAGCUUAUUGUUAAGAUAUGUUAGAUAUAAGAUGAGUGGGCAUCAGAAUUAGCCUUUUUUGUGCUGGCUCUAUACUUAUAGAAUGCUCUAUUUUGGGAGGUACAUGUGAUUCCCUUGUAGCUGUUCUUAAUAGGGCCUUAAAACCUGUUUCUUGCUGAUUCUGCUUUUAAUUGACUGUAAACCCACCUAUUUGUUUCAAGUGCUUACUCUGUGAGCCCCUGGGGAGUUUGCCUCUAAAAGCAGUAUAGAAAUAUUUUAAAAUAAUAAAUCUGUAUACCAUAUACGUGUACCAUACCAUCACUAUUACAUAAAUGUGGGGGUUUCUGAACAUACAGCACCAGUAUGGCAGGGGUUGGAACCAAGCGUCCCUUCAGAUGUUGCUGGGCUACAGCUCUGUUUUCCACACCAUUCACUCUGCUUGCUGGGGAUGAUGGGCAUUGUAAUCUAGUCUAACAAUGUCUGGAGGGCUGCAUGAUUCCCAUCCUUGAUAUAUAGCUUGGAAUAGUUUGUUGUAAUUGAGAAACUCCAGCUGGUUUUUUUUAAGAUAGAGAAUAGAUGUUCACAAUUGUUAACAUUUGAAAUAGAAAUAAAAUAUAUAUGGCAGAAAUCCAUCCCUUUCUUAAUGACAAUACAGUUACUAAUUGUUUUAUGUGCCUAUUUCACUGUUCUAGGUAAUUUUCUU
Messenger RNA from Sceloporus undulatus (fence lizard), 3240 nucleotides. RefSeq names its product gastrula zinc finger protein XlCGF52.1-like. The record is from RefSeq and is a predicted model, not a curated record. The transcript is spliced from 2 exons. Lineage: Eukaryota; Metazoa; Chordata; Lepidosauria; Squamata; Phrynosomatidae. The coding region runs from base 797 to 2050 and encodes 417 amino acids.